This is a messenger RNA of Pezoporus flaviventris, 1580 nucleotides long. RefSeq names its product neutrophil cytosolic factor 1 (gene NCF1). The transcript has 11 exons. Gene Ontology annotation, cellular component: cytoplasm; NADPH oxidase complex. Gene Ontology annotation, molecular function: phosphatidylinositol binding; protein binding; superoxide-generating NADPH oxidase activator activity. Lineage: Eukaryota; Metazoa; Chordata; Aves; Psittaciformes; Psittacidae. The record is from RefSeq and is a predicted model, not a curated record. Gene Ontology annotation, biological process: superoxide anion generation; respiratory burst. Bases 242 to 1441 code for a protein of 399 amino acids.
GGCGGGUGCCCUCGGGGGUGCCGGAGCGGAGGGAGGCGGUGUCCGUGCGACGGCCGGGCGGUGCCCGGGAGGGAGCGGGGAAGGGAGUGUUAGCAGUUAGCGCUGCGACUGCAGCCGGAGUUCUGCUUUCGCGGGGGCUUUAACGGCGGAGCGGAGCUGGGCGAAGGCAGACGGGAGGAGAGGACGGCCGGGGAGGCACGAGCAGGGCGGGCGGAGCGGGACGUCGCGGCUCGGAGCUGCCAUGGGGGAUGCCUUCAUCCGGCACAUCGAGCUGCUGGGCUACGAGAAAAGGUUCUUCCCCAGCCAGCAUUAUGUCUACAUAUUCCUGGUGAAGUGGAACGACCUCUCUGAAAAGCUUGUCUACCGCAGGUUUACUGAGAUAUACGAGUUCCACAAAGCACUGAAGGAGAUGUUCCCUAUUGAAUCCGGGGACAUCAAUACGGAGAAACGGAUCAUCCCGCACUUGCCAGCCCCAAAGUGGUUUGAUGGCCAGCGCUCUACCCAGAACAGGCAGGGCACGCUGGCCGAGUACUGCUACGCGCUGGUCAACCUGCCUCACAAGAUCUCCCGCUGCCUGCACGUGGUCAACUUCUUCAAGGUCCGUCAUGAUGACAUGAACCCUGUCACAGACAGCCAGAUCAGGAAGCCUGAGGUCUUCCUCCUGCCGAAGGAUGCCAAGAAAAACUCCACAGACAUCACGGGCCCCAUUGUCCUGCAGACGUACCGAGCUAUUGCUGACUAUGAGAAAAGCUCUAAAACUGAGAUGGCUCUAGAAGCUGGGGACAUGGUGGAUGUCGUGGAGAAGAGCGAGAGCGGCUGGUGGUUUUGCCAGUUGAAGAAUAAACGGGGCUGGGUGCCAGCAUCCUAUCUGGAGCCGAUGGAUGGGCCUGAUGAGUCUGAAGAGCAGGAGCCCAACUACGCAGGUGAGCCGUACGUUGUCCACAAAAGCUACACAGCCAUGGAGGAGGAUGAGCUGACCCUCAAGGAGGGUGAUGCCAUCGAAGUCAUCCACAAGCUCCUUGAUGGCUGGUGGGUCAUCAGGAAGGAUGAAACCAUGGGUUAUUACCCCUCCAUGUACCUGCAGAAAGCUGGGGAGGUGAACACCUCUGUGAAGAGUGAGCUGAGGAACCGGAGCGCUCCUCCACGGAGAUCUACCAUCCGGAACGCAAAGAGCAUCCACAAGCAGAGACGGAAGCAGAUCAGCCAGGAAACCUACAGGAGGAACAGCAGAAAGUACAUCCAGAGCAGGAGGAACAUGAAGGAGAAUUUCCAGAACAAAGCCAAUGUCAUCAUUGAGAAAAACGAGCCAGAGGAGAACAAGCCCAGGGCUCAACCUGCUGUUCCUCCCCGUCCCAGCAAAGACCUCAUCCUGAACCGCUGCACCGAGAGCACCCGGAGAAAGAUCUCCAUCCACCGUCAUGAUGAGCCCAAGAUGUCCUAAGGACACCAUGGGCAGGGUCCUGCUGCAGCAGCUCCAGGGGAGCUGAGGCCCCCAGAGCCUUGCCACUAGGCCCCCUUUUACCCCCCAUUUGUAUUUUGGAUGAUUUUGCGUUUUUCACCAAUAAAGGAGAGACACUUUA